AGAAAAAAAGUCAGGCAACAACUAUUCGAAACGAUCUGUAAACUAAUCUUGUCAGACCAGUCACGUCGUGUAUACCCUCGGUUCUCUUCUGUGUCCUCGAAUUUUCAGUGUCUCACCGUUUGACCGUUCCGCUUCCAUUGUUCUCUUACACUUAAAAAUUAAAAAAAAUUCACAGCUGCCUUGAAACAAAAAUUGACGACAAAAAAAGAAAAAGUCGUAAAUAAAAUGUGUACAAUUUUUUUUUUUGCAUAAGAAUUAAUGGCGAAAAAGUGAAAGUGAAUAUUUUUAUAUAUUUACCUGGAUGGUACGAAAUUAUGUCACACACGAAAGUCUCAACCAGACACGUGGUAUUUCAUUGAGAUAAAUAAGGAUAUUAAUAUCAUCCUAAAAAUAUAAGUACGAGCGAAAAUUUUACAAUAUUGAAUGGAUUCGUUGAGAGUUCCAUACACAGGACAAUGUGGACUAAUCAAGAUAUUCAUCGCUCUUAUUAUUCUACCAGCAGUAAUUGCGUCUUACAGUAUUGGUGUUGGAAUUGCUGACACCACAGGGCCAACAGCGGAAGUUGUAUUUAUGGGAUAUGCAUCUAUCAAACAGAAAGGCACGGGCCUUCAUUUGAGAACUUUUUCUCGGGCAUUUAUUAUUGACGAUGGCGAGGAGAGAUUUGUUUUUGUUAGUGUAGAUAGUGCCAUGAUAAGUUAUGGAGUUAAAAAGGAGAUUAUUGAAAGACUGAAAAAGAAAUUCGGUGAUUUGUACACCGAUGAGAAUGUAAUGAUAAGUGGAACACAUACACAUUCAUCGCCAGGUGGAUUUAUGAUGGAUGUACUUUUUGAUCUCACUAUAUUUGGAUUCGUCAAGCAAACGUUUCUUGCACUAGUCAAUGGAAUCACAAAUAGUAUUGAAAGGGCCCAUAAUACAAUAGUGCCUGGAAGAAUUUUAAUAUCACAAGGCGAAAUUUUUGGUGCAAAUAUCAAUAGAAGUCCACAGGCGUAUCUAAAUAAUCCAGCAGCCGAGAGAGAAAAAUAUCAACACGACGUGGAUAAGACAAUGACACAACUUCAUUUUAUUGGUGCUAAUGAUCAACCCCUCGGAGCAAUUAGUUGGUUCGCUGUUCAUCCAACUAGCAUGAAUAAUACUAAUCGUCUUGUGUCAAGUGACAAUGUUGGUUAUGCUUCAAUUCUUCUUGAGCAAACAAUGAAUAAAGGUUAUUUAAUUGGAAAGGGUUCAUUUGUGUCGGCAUUCGCGUCCAGUAAUUUAGGCGAUGUUUCACCAAACACUCGUGGACCAAAGUGUGAAUUUUCCGGAGAUCCAUGCACUGUCCAAUACACGUGUUCGGGCAAAAAAGAAAGAUGCUUUUCCUCUGGUCCUGGUAAGGAUAUGUUCGAAAGCACCAGUAUCAUCGCUCAUAAAUUAUAUGAGAAAUCAUUGGAUUUGUGGAAAAAUGGAAAUAAAACUGAGGUGAAAGGACCAAUUCGUAUUGUCCACCGAUUUGUCGACAUGACAAAGCAGAAGGCCAAUUUUUAUAACGAGACCUCCAACGAGGUCGAAGAGAUUAAAGGCUGUUAUCCGGCAAUGGGCUAUAGUUUUGCUGCUGGUACAACCGACGGUCCAGGAUCUUUUGCCUUUGAACAAGGCACCAUUACGCCAAAUCCAUUUUGGAAUAUGGUUCGAAAUUUUAUAGCCGCUCCAACGGAUGACGAUAUUCGUUGCCAUGGAAUGAAACCUAUUUUAUUGGCCACCGGAAGGAUGAUUUUACCUUAUCAAUGGCAACCAAAAGUUGUAUCUACUCAUUUGGCAAUGAUUGGAAAUAUUGCCAUUGCCGGUGUACCUGGUGAAUUCACGACAAUGUCAGGGAGACGAUUACGUAAUGUUGUCAAAAAGACAAUUGAAGAAAGCGGCGAGGAAGAAAAUCCGAUUGUCGUUAUUGCUGGCCUCUGCAAUACAUACACUGAUUAUAUAACAACACCAGAAGAGUAUCAAAUCCAGAGAUAUGAGGGUGCAUCAACGAUUUUUGGACCACACACAUUAACAAUUUAUUUACAACAAUACAAAGAAUUGACAGAGGCUGCUCUUAGGGGAAGUUCAUUAGAUCCAGGGCCAAUGCCAGAAGACUUGAGAAAAAUUGGUCUAAUAAGUUUAGUGCCACCAGUUUUGUACGAUACUCCUGAAUGGGGUAAAGAAUUUGGCGAUUGUAUUCAACAGCCAUCGAAAUUUGCGAGACCAGGCGAUGUAGUAACCGUUUCAUUCAUUUCUGGUCAUCCUAGGAACAAUCUGAUGACUGAGAAAUCAUUUUUGACCGUUGAAAAAUUAGAAGAUGACGAAAUGUGGAAUCCAGUGUCAACAGACGCUAAUUGGGACACCAAAUUUAUUUGGUCAAGGAAAUCGAUAAUGCUUGGUUCCAGUACGGUAACAAUUAUCUGGACUGUGCCAGAAAAUGUUGAGCCCGGAGAAUAUCGAAUUAGACACAAUGGAUAUUAUCGUUACAUUCUCGGUGGGAUUUAUCCUUAUCAAGGUAUCACGAAUCAUUUUCAGGUAAUCUCGUCGAAUAAUUAUUAAUGAACCAUUAUUGCAAAAAAAAAAAUGAAAGAUACUACAAAUACCUCGAGAUUUGAUGAGAUAUACAAAGGAGAAGUCGAAAAUCCAGUAAAAAAAUAUUGCUCAAUAUUUGUUUUAUAAGAGACAUUAAUUUUUGUAAAAUAAUAAUUGUAAAUUCUAAUAGAAAAAUAGAAAAUCGUUUAUUGACUUUCAUUUGCAACAGUGUAGAAAUGUGUAGAUAUUAAAAAUUAAUGUUUUCUUUUUUUUUAUUUAUUUAUUAAUAAAAUGAAUAUAUAAAAGGA
Messenger RNA from Leptopilina boulardi, 2834 nucleotides. RefSeq names its product neutral ceramidase (gene CDase). Lineage: Eukaryota; Metazoa; Arthropoda; Insecta; Hymenoptera; Figitidae. Gene Ontology annotation, biological process: ceramide catabolic process; long-chain fatty acid biosynthetic process; sphingosine biosynthetic process. Gene Ontology annotation, molecular function: N-acylsphingosine amidohydrolase activity. The record is from RefSeq and is a predicted model, not a curated record. Bases 424 to 2553 code for a protein of 709 amino acids. The transcript is spliced from 15 exons. Gene Ontology annotation, cellular component: extracellular region.